Messenger RNA from Daucus carota subsp. sativus, 641 nucleotides. RefSeq lists its product as uncharacterized. Bases 83 to 460 code for a protein of 125 amino acids. Lineage: Eukaryota; Viridiplantae; Streptophyta; Magnoliopsida; Apiales; Apiaceae. The record is from RefSeq and is a predicted model, not a curated record. The transcript has a single exon.
UAUUUUGCUUACAAUCAAACUGCAGAUUCUAAAAUCACACUAAUGCAAGUACCGUUCGAGAUCACAUAAAUUCUUCAAAAAAAUGGUCGGAGAUAUAGAGAAGAUGAUCACAGUAGGCCUUGUUUGGGGAGCCACAAACGCCUUCAUGAAAAAGGGUACUCUCAUCUGGGACCAAAAGCUCAAAUCUUCCCAUCAUCCAACCACAACUCUCAACAACUGGCUCAAUCUCUUACUCACUUGGCAAUACUCUGUGCCAUUUUUACUGAAUUUAUCAGCCUCAGCCACUUUCUUUGCUAGUUUAAGUGACACCCCAAUUUCUUUAGCUGUGCCUGUGACUAAUGCCACCACUUUUGCUGCCACUGCCUUGGUGGGGAUGCUUUUGGGUGAGGAGAUGAAGGGCUUGAUGGCUUUGUUUGGUACUUUUCUGAUUCUUGUUGGGGUUUUUGUUUGUGUUAUGUGAGUGGUUUUGAUGGGUUUUUGUAAUUUGACUAAAGUUUGAAUUUUUGGUUGUUUUGUGAUUUGGGGUUUUUGUGAUUUGUUGGGUUUCAUGUAAAAGAUUUAAUCUUUGGUAAUAUUGUUUGAUGAGAAGGCAAAAUUAUAAUGAGAAUGAGACAACUUAUUAUACCCUCGAUUAAUGAUGA